CUAUCCGGCAAGGCCGUAUCAUAAGUGACAACUGACAAUUGCUUUAAGCGCUGAAUCCGAUUGCCGGCAUUUGUUUUUAUCGGACAGCGAUUGUUCCGAUACUCGUGCCUUCGUCGUUUCUUUGUAAAAUUACCUCUGCAAGUAAAUUUGCACAAUUUAGCAGUAAAUAAAGUUGGGAAAUGACGAAUGAAACCACAAAUGCCGCUGACCGACUUAAGCUCGGUCCGCGUGAAAAUGUUACGUAUCCCAUAGUAAUGAAAUAUUGCGGACACUGCUCCAUGCCAAUAGAGUACUGCGAAUACUAUCCCGAAUACGACAAAUGUAAGGAAUGGUUGGAGCGCAAUCUGCCCGAUGAUUUCGAGCGCCUUAAAAUUGAGGAAGAGCAGGCAGCUGCUGAUGGCACAGACGAUGACAAGAAGCGUCAAAAACGGGGCGGCAAGGGUCUGCUGCGCGUUAAAAAGAAGGAAGAUGUCCCCAAACGCAUUUGUGUCUCCCGUGCUGCCCGCGGCAAAAAGAAGUCGGUGACAGUGGUUACCGGAUUAAGUACCUUUGAUAUCGAUCUGAAAGUGGCUGCCAAGUUUUUUGGUACGAAAUUCGCUUGCGGAUCGUCAGUGACUGGAGAUGAUGAAAUUGUCAUUCAGGGCGAUGUUAAAGAUGAUUUGUUUGAUGUUAUCCCCGAAAAAUGGGCUGAGAUUGAUGAGGAUGUUAUUGAGGAUCUUGGCGAUCUGAAGCGUUAAUCGAAAAUAUAGCUGCCAAUAGCAAUUAUUGUCCUGCUUAAGAAGUGUGCUUAUUUUAUACGCAUAUUACUUCAAAUAAAAAAUGAUUUAAUCUCUAGUA
Messenger RNA from Drosophila mojavensis, 837 nucleotides. It is a transcript of the gene DENR, whose product is annotated as density-regulated protein homolog. Gene Ontology annotation, biological process: formation of translation preinitiation complex; translation reinitiation. The record is from RefSeq and is a predicted model, not a curated record. Bases 180 to 737 code for a protein of 185 amino acids. The transcript has 3 exons. Gene Ontology annotation, molecular function: mRNA binding; translation initiation factor activity. NCBI's taxonomy places the organism in Eukaryota, Metazoa, Arthropoda, Insecta, Diptera, Drosophilidae.